AUGAAGCUGAGCAGAAGAGAGGUUCCUAUUUAUGGCCAAGCAAAGGUUUUUGCAAUGAUCCCAUCGGUUCAGGAGGAAGAGGUUUUUGUGGUUCUAGAGGGCUCAACUCUACUACAUGUUCUGCAAACUAGAGUUCACUCAAUGCUAUACUUCAUUGUUCCAGGUCAUAACCAGUCAGAGAUGGUGCGUGUCCGAGCGUAUAUAUAUACAGAUGAUGCUGUGAUGUGUGUGGGUGUGUCUUAUCUGACAUACGUGGAGGAUGAUGCACAGGAGCUGGCUGAAUACCUGGUUACCCAUAGCGACUGUCUCAGCACCACUGAGCACAGACAUCUGAUUGGUCGAUAUGUUUUGAAUGACAGCUCUGCAAGGACAGAUAUGGAUCAUAGGGUCACACUCGCCCUAGCUAACCUACACACCCCUCACAAUCUUCUCGGACAGUCAUCACAAGAAUCUCUCCUGCAUGUGUGCGUGCGUCUGGGCUUUGUGAGCGUCUCCGAGUUCCUUCUCUGUCAACCUGGCGCCCUGAUGACUAUCUGCUCAGCCAAUCAGGAUGGGGACACGCCCCUUCAGCUGGCCCAACAGACCAAUCAGCAUGCUCUGAUAAAACUCUUUAAGCACCCUCCUAAUCCAUUAUCCACGCCCCUGGCAGGCGUGUCACAGGUGUGGGCGGGUAAAUCCCACCUCCUCAGGUUUAGCCACGCCUCUGGGAUGCUGUCUCUGUCUGUGUGUGUAUCCAAGUACUGUCCUACUACACAGACCUUUCAGUCAUCCAUAUUACUGCUGCGAGAGUAUGUGAAGGAUUCUGCUCUACUAAACAAGGUCAGAUAA
Molecule: messenger RNA, 828 nt
Organism: Carassius carassius (crucian carp)
Lineage: Eukaryota; Metazoa; Chordata; Actinopteri; Cypriniformes; Cyprinidae
Product: rho guanine nucleotide exchange factor 28
Exons: 5
Coding region: 1-828 (275 amino acids)
Biological process (GO): regulation of Rho protein signal transduction
Source: RefSeq, a predicted model, not a curated record